This is a messenger RNA of Talaromyces stipitatus ATCC 10500, 2001 nucleotides long. RefSeq lists its product as uncharacterized. The transcript is spliced from 7 exons. The coding region runs from base 1 to 2001 and encodes 666 amino acids. NCBI's taxonomy places the organism in Eukaryota, Fungi, Ascomycota, Eurotiomycetes, Eurotiales, Trichocomaceae. The record is from RefSeq and is a predicted model, not a curated record.
AUGGGCUUUCUCCGCCGAGUCAAUGUGACUACGGAAUCGGAUUUUCCAGCUGGUGACCCUAUCAUACGCUUGGAAUUUGGUUCGAAUAGUGAUUUCGCCGGUGAUGGAAACGCUACAUUUGUGUUGGAUACUCGUGAUCCAAAUAGGAAUUCGACGGGUUACAAGAUCUAUUCGAGUGAAUGGUUCCCGAAACCGCAGCUGAUUCGAUCGGACGCUGAUACAAUUCUAAUAUUUCUAUCAGCAAAUGGAAUUGAAUACAGGCAGCCAGAAGACGAUCCAAUAUUUGCAGCUCAUGAUGGGGCCAACGAUGUUCUUCGCAAUACGAGUCCUAUGAAUGAUGCUCAAUACGGUACGGUGAAACGAAUUGCGGAAUCAGUGCGUCGUUCAACCCUCGGUUGGAUUAUCACAAGUCGACAGGAACGUUCUCUAUGGGCAUCAACCACUGUAUCAGGGAUUGAACAGACAUAUCGUCUUCCUCCAAAUCAGUGGCAAUAUGAAGUGUUGUUCUGGGCCACGACAACCUUUGCUUACAUACAGCGGAGUAUUUUUCAAUAUGCUGCAAAUCACGAUCCCGACUGGAACUUUCUGGUGCGACCUGCUGAUGGGUCAUGGGACAAAGAUAUGUGCUCCAUACAACUCCGUCAAUUACCCAGCGAAUAUACGUCAUUCAGCUUUUUGGGCAUAGCAAUCAUCAUUGUUGUUGGUUCGAUCCUCAUUGUCACUGGCUGGUCUGUGGAUUGGAUAAUGGCGCAUAUAUGGCCUCUUGUACAUCCCGAGAGAUACAGUCAACGAGGCGAAAUCUGCGCUACAGCUUGGAACCUAGACAACAAGUUCCAAUUACAGCGUUUAGCGUUUGAAGGGAAGUCACGCGGUGACUGGAAAGCUCCGGACUCGCGUAUUCCGCGGACGAGAACUCUAUUCCCAACACCCACCACUGUCUGUGAAAUAGCAUCCAAAGCCCUUACUGUGGCUAACGCCCUUCGCUCCCUAGGGAAUACUAUUCGAGGAGUUAAACCUAAUCUACUACAGCAGGCUGUAUCAACCUGUGUACUCCACAAAGCAUACUAUGUAAUACUAGCAGGCGCAAGAGCGCUCCUUCCAGUUUUUCGUACAACCCCAAUAUCUGUUCUAUACCGAGAGUUUAGAUUCUCUCCACCAGAAAUUGAACUAGAUCAAAUAGCCCUCCUAGCAUCUGUCCGCCUACAGCGUCUUGAUCCAUACCACCCACUCCGAAGACGCGCAGAACAGAUAGCCAGAGACGGCCGACAAACCAGUCAAUUUACCCGCCGAGUGCUGGCCCUCCCCAACUCUGAACAGAUAAACCCUCUACAACAUGCUCCCUGGUACCCUCGUGAGUCACGUGAGAGUGCUCAAGCUCGAAUAGGAGCUUCUAUGGGACGCACUAAGGAACAGGCGGCGGCUGAUUUCUCAGUUUUUCAAAAUACUAUUCCUAGCUCUGAUAUUAUAAUCUUUUUAGAUGGGUCUAGACUUGAAAAUGGACAUGCUGGUGGUAACUAUGUUUGUUUUCAAGCACAUCACCAGUUUCUCCAUUCCACGCUCUCUUAUGGACUGGGAAAAGAAGUCUUUGAUGCAGAAGCAGAAGCUGCUCUAGCUAGUGCUCAAGCAGCAAUAGCAUACCCAACAGCUCAAUUUGCUACCAACCUAUGGAUCUGUCUUGACAACCUGGAAGUUACCACACGCCUUCUAUCUCCCUCUAAAGGAUCUUCCCAAGAAGUCUUUGAAUCCUUCUGCACCCUUGCAGCCGCCUGGCCACUCCGCAAAAGGCUUACUCACACCAAAACUGAUCUCGUUGCCAAAGAGGGAGCUGCCUCUAUCCCUCUUUCUCCACACAAGUCCUCAUAUGUCUCGCUAAAGAGAUACGCCAAGCCUCAAUCCCUCUCUGCUGCUCAAACAUGGUGGCAGUCUGUGGCACUACAGACAUAUCAAGACCUAAAAAUAACUACAUCUCCUAAGCGCCCUGGAGAGCUUCAACUCAACUGA